Messenger RNA from Fulvia fulva, 1017 nucleotides. Its product is annotated as Thymidylate synthase. Gene Ontology annotation, molecular function: thymidylate synthase activity. The transcript has a single exon. The record is from RefSeq and is a predicted model, not a curated record. Gene Ontology annotation, cellular component: mitochondrion; cytosol. The coding region runs from base 1 to 1017 and encodes 338 amino acids. Gene Ontology annotation, biological process: dTMP biosynthetic process. Lineage: Eukaryota; Fungi; Ascomycota; Dothideomycetes; Mycosphaerellales; Mycosphaerellaceae.
AUGUCUCGUCCCAACGGCCUCGAAAACGAGCCGGCUCAGGCGCAGUCCACAACGACAACAUCCGGCCAAGUGGUUCAACCUUCCAUCACGACUCCCCACGAAGAGUUCCAAUACCUCAACCUGAUCCGCAACAUCCUCGACAACGGCGAACACCGUCCCGACCGAACGGGCACAGGAACAUUGUCCAUACCCUUUCCGGCACAACACAAAUACACGCUAUCAAGACCCGACGGCAGCCUGAUCCUCCCCCUCCUCACAACCAAACGCGUCUUCCUCCGUGCCGUCCUCGCCGAACUCCUCUGGUUCGUCGCCGGUGACACGAACGCAAAGACACUGCAAGACCAGAAUGUCCACAUCUGGGACGGUAACGGCUCACGAGAGUACUUGGACUCCGUCGGACUGGGACACAGAGAAGUCGGAGACCUGGGCCCCGUCUACGGCUUCCAAUGGCGGCAUUUCGGCGCCGAGUACAAAACAUGCCAUGACGACUACAUCGGACAAGGACGGGACCAAUUGGCUGAAGUCAUCCACAAAUUGAAGAACGACCCGUACGAUCGGAGGAUCAUACUGAGUGCAUGGAAUCCAGCGGACCUGAAGAAGAUGGCUCUACCGCCCUGUCACAUGUUUGCGCAAUUCUACGUCUCCUUCCCGCCAUCUGCACCUACGCGAACUGACGGCACGAAGCGCGGGACUCUACAUACACUCCUCUACCAACGAUCGAAUGACAUGGGACUUGGGGUCCCUUUCAACAUCGCAAGUUAUGCGCUCUUGACACAUAUGAUUGCACGAGCGACCGAUUUGCUUCCGGGGAGUCUGACGCACACGAUGGGGGAUGCGCAUGUAUAUCUUGACCACCGGCAAGCGCUCGAGGUGCAAUUGACAAGGCAGCCGAAAGACUUUCCAACCUUGGAGAUUAAGAGGGAGAUCGACUGCAGUAUUGACGGCUGGAUGCCGGAGGACUUUGACGUGUUGGCGUAUGAACCGCACGGGAAGAUUGAUAUGAAGAUGAGUGUUUGA